AUGGCUUCAACUUCGCAAACUGCAGAAUCUGAAUGGAAGAAUCAAUUAAGAGUGCCGCAAAAAGAUUUACGUCCACAAACUGAAGAUGUCACAAAAACGAAGGGAGGUGAAUGGGAGGAUUUUGGAUUAAGGAGGGAGCUGCUUAUGGGUAUAUUUGAAGCCGGUUUUGAAAAGCCAUCACCAAUUCAAGAAGAAGCGAUUCCAUCUGCUAUUGCAGGCAGGGAUAUUUUAGCAAGGGCUAAGAAUGGUACAGGUAAAACUGCAUCAUUCGUUAUUCCAAGUUUAGAGAAAAUCAACGUACAGAAACCAAAGAUACAAGCUUUGCUCUUGGUUCCAACUAGAGAAUUGGCUUUACAAACUUCCCAGGUUUGCAAAUCACUCGGUAAACAUUUAGGUAUACAGGUUAUGGUCACAACAGGUGGUACAACGUUAAGGGAUGAUAUUAUGAGAUUAUCAGACCCAGUUCAUAUUCUAGUUGGUACUCCUGGUAGAAUAUUGGAUUUGGCUGGUAAAGGCGUUGCAAAUCUCAAUGAAUGUCCAACAUUCGUUAUGGACGAAGCAGAUAAACUUUUAUCUCCAGAGUUCACACCAGUUAUGGAACAGUUGCUAUCACACCUUCCUUCUUCUAGACAAGUUAUGCUCUUCUCUGCAACCUUCCCACUAAUUGUGAAGGACUUUAAAGAGAAGCAUAUGAAAGACCCACAUGAAAUCAAUCUUAUGGAUGAAUUGACACUCAGAGGUAUCACUCAGUAUUACGCUUUCGUCGAUGAAAGGCAGAAAGUUCACUGCUUGAAUACACUCUUUUCAAAAUUACAAAUCAAUCAAUCAAUUAUAUUUUGUAAUUCAACUAAUAGAGUUGAAUUACUUGCAAAGAAAGUUACAGAGCUUGGCUACUCUUGCUUCUUUUCUCAUGCAAAAAUGUUACAAAGUCAUAGAAACAGAGUUUUCCAUGAUUUCAGAUCAGGUGUUUGUCGUAAUUUAGUUUGCUCAGAUUUACUGACAAGAGGUAUCGAUAUUCAAGCUGUCAACGUUGUCAUAAACUUUGAUUUCCCUAAAAACAGUGAAACGUAUUUACACAGAAUUGGUAGAUCUGGUCGUUACGGUCAUUUGGGUUUGGCUAUCAAUUUAAUCACUUAUGAGGAUAGAUUUAACUUAUACAAGAUUGAACAGGAAUUGGGUACUGAGAUUCAACCAAUUCCUUCACAAAUUGAUAGAUCGUUAUACGUUGCACCAAACGCUAGUGAUGACGAUGGUCAAAUUCAGCAAUCUCAACAACAACAAAAGGGUUUACCUACUUUACCACCAACUCAACAAGUCAUGAACGCUUAUUCACAACCACCACCUCAACCAACAUUCAAUCAAUCGAAUCAAAAUCACCAGUAUCAACAACGUAGUAAUCGUGGUGGAUACAAUAGUGGAUAUUAUGGAGGAUCUGGUUUUCGUGGCAGAGGUGGUGGACCACCACGUGGAGGAGUUCCUAGAGCUUAG
Wallemia ichthyophaga EXF-994 is the source of this 1488-nucleotide messenger RNA. Its product is annotated as ATP-dependent RNA helicase dhh1. Gene Ontology annotation, cellular component: cytoplasmic stress granule; P-body. NCBI's taxonomy places the organism in Eukaryota, Fungi, Basidiomycota, Wallemiomycetes, Wallemiales, Wallemiaceae. Gene Ontology annotation, biological process: cytoplasmic stress granule assembly; P-body assembly. The record is from RefSeq and is a predicted model, not a curated record. The coding region runs from base 1 to 1488 and encodes 495 amino acids. The transcript is spliced from 4 exons. Gene Ontology annotation, molecular function: mRNA binding; ATP binding; RNA helicase activity.